Fonsecaea multimorphosa CBS 102226 is the source of this 213-nucleotide messenger RNA. RefSeq lists its product as uncharacterized. Gene Ontology annotation, molecular function: enzyme regulator activity; calcium ion binding. Lineage: Eukaryota; Fungi; Ascomycota; Eurotiomycetes; Chaetothyriales; Herpotrichiellaceae. Bases 1 to 213 code for a protein of 70 amino acids. The transcript has a single exon. The record is from RefSeq and is a predicted model, not a curated record.
AUGUCCACGACUGUGAAGGCGCAAGACUUUGCCCAUGAGACCCGCGCCGCAUUCAACGUCUUCGACAAGGACGGUUCUGGUACCAUCUCUGCCGAAGAACUACGUCAGGUGAUGAAGUCCCUCGGGGAAAACCUCACCGAUGCCGAGAUCGACGAGAUGAUUCGCGAGGCUGACAAGGACAACAAUGGAACGAUAGAUUGUACGUGUCCCUAA